Rhagoletis zephyria (snowberry fruit fly) is the source of this 1085-nucleotide messenger RNA. RefSeq lists its product as uncharacterized. The record is from RefSeq and is a predicted model, not a curated record. Lineage: Eukaryota; Metazoa; Arthropoda; Insecta; Diptera; Tephritidae.
UCGAACGCACCGCUUGUACUCAAACAGCUCAGUGACGAUAUCGCUGCAACUCAACCCCCUAAAGGAAUGGGCCAUACGGAAAAAAUACUAGGUUUGUAUUGGGGCCCAGAUAAUGAUGUUUUUAAGUUUAUUUGCAGAUUCUCUAAAAUGCGACGAGAUAUCUUGCAAAGCGACGUGGUACCGACGAAGAGAGAAGUUCUCCAGAUUUUCAUGUCCAUUUUCGAUCCCCUUGGAUUCUUAGCACAUUACACCGUCGGGUUGAAAAUACUGUUGCAAGAUGUCCAUUUUCGAUCCCCUUGGAUUCUUAGCACAUUACACCAUCGGGUUGAAAAUACUGUUGCAAGAAGUAUGGCGCUCUUGCAUCGGAUGGGACAAACCGCUUCCAGAACAGCUCUACAAACAAUGGUGUCUUUGGAAGACAUUAUUGCCAGCAAUAUCAGUCACAACAAUCCCACGUUGCUAUUCGCCUCUCCUAACAAAUUCUAAGUGUAACCAACUCCACACAUUUGUGGACGCCGGUGAGCACGCAUACGCCGCCGUUUGCUAUAUACGGACUCAGUUCGGUAACAAAGUCGACACCAUUAUAGUUGCUGCCAAAUCGAAGGUUACCCCAUUGAAGCCAGUAUCGAUACCGAGGCUCGAAUUACAAGCCGCGGUAAUCGGCGUGAGGUUGGCAACCACCGUUAAAGCAGCGCUGAGAGUGCCGAUACAUGCUCGAUUCUGGUGGUCGGACUCAAAAACUGUCCUAAAGUGGCUGCGCAUGGAUCCCAAAAACUUUAAGCCGUACGUAAUGCAUCAUAUAGGCGAAGUGCUCGAGACGACAAACGCCACUGAUUGGCGUUGGGUUCCGUCGAAGUUAAACCCCGCCGAUCUGGCGACAAAGUUCAACACACAGCACGGCUCCGAGUUUUGGAUAUAUGGACCAAAGUUCCUAUUAUUCGAGCAAGCGGAGUGGCCGACGUGCAAAGACCUUGGUGCAGCGGAGCACACUGAGUUACGACACUGCGUUCUGCAUACGACUAAAAGUACUCCUGAACACCCUCUUCUCAAUGCAGAGGAUUUUUCGACAUGGCGACGCCUAUAUC